Messenger RNA from Blastocystis hominis, 1191 nucleotides. RefSeq lists its product as hypothetical. The transcript is spliced from 7 exons. The record is from RefSeq and is a predicted model, not a curated record. Gene Ontology annotation, cellular component: nucleus. Gene Ontology annotation, biological process: regulation of DNA-templated transcription. Bases 1 to 1191 code for a protein of 396 amino acids. Lineage: Eukaryota; Bigyra; Opalinata; Blastocystidae.
AUGUCCAAGGGAAUGCCUCAGUCCGCAGACUCAACAGGCAUGAAAAACAGUGUGCCUAGGACCGGCAAAAAAUCAAAAAGCUUUCUUCCGGCGCUUAGCGAGAAUGUAGAAGAAAAGCAAGAUGUAUGGCCACCUGUAAUAACGAGUCCUCUGAAACUAUGCAGUUCUCACCUCUGCAGCUCCUCCGCCGAAGUACUCAGCGCAGCCAACACAAACUCCCUCUACUCUCACUCCUCUCGCUCGAGUUCGUCCUCCAUCAAGCGCGGCGACAGCAGCGACGCUUUCAACCCUCCCAGCAAGCUCUCCCGCUCCGAUCCCUCCGAACCCACCUCCUUCUCUUUCCUCCUCUCCGCCGCCAGCUCGCGCGACGCCCUCGAGAGCGCCUUCCCGCGGGAAAAGUCCGCCAAAUCGACGCGCGCGACGCAGCCGAGCAUUCCCGGGCUGGUGACGUGCAACUGCAAGAAAAGCCGGUGUCUGAAGCUGUACUGCGAGUGUUUCAAGAGCCAGGAAUACUGUUCCAGCGAGUGUAACUGCCUGAAUUGUUACAAUAACCGCAAACACGAGUCGGAAAGAGAGGAAGCCGUGCAGAGGAUGAAGGCGCGGAAUCCGCAUUGUUUUGAGAAUCACGUGGAUGAAAAGAAGGGAGUGAAUAAGAGUGGAUGUCGAUGUCGGAGAACGCAUUGCGAUAAGAAGUAUUGUGAGUGCUUUAGUCAUGGGGUACCGUGUGGGGAUCAGUGCCAGUGCAAGGAUUGUAAGAAUGAAGAACAGUGGAAUAACGGGAUGGAAAGCAUGGUAGGCGAUGGAGAGGAGACAAAUGGACGACAACAGGAAACUCCGAAGGUGAUCCUUGUGUUAAGACGGAUUCUGGAAGCUGCGGAUCCGCUGUCUACAACAAAGAAUUCAAUUAUUCAAACGCUAAUUGAUGAUUACGCAGAAGAAAUCUUGAAGGAAAUCGAUGUUUUUGUUCAUGAAAAGCAACAAAGGGAAAGCAAGGAAGAAGACCCUUCAUUAAAUUUGUCAUAUAUUGUGUCAAAGGAAUUAGAGGCGAUCACAGGAAAACAAGAGUGUUCUGGGAAAGAGAUUUUAAAAUGUGUGUGGAAAUAUAUUCAGGAACACCAGCUCAUCGAUCCCUCAAACCCGGAAGUGAUUCUUCCAGAUCCUACUCUGCUUGAAGUAAUUCAUAAGAAAUAG